Dunckerocampus dactyliophorus (ringed pipefish) is the source of this 1686-nucleotide messenger RNA. It is a transcript of the gene ube2b, whose product is annotated as ubiquitin-conjugating enzyme E2B (RAD6 homolog). The transcript is spliced from 6 exons. Bases 152 to 610 code for a protein of 152 amino acids. The record is from RefSeq and is a predicted model, not a curated record. Gene Ontology annotation, molecular function: ubiquitin conjugating enzyme activity. Gene Ontology annotation, biological process: DNA repair; protein polyubiquitination; proteasome-mediated ubiquitin-dependent protein catabolic process. Lineage: Eukaryota; Metazoa; Chordata; Actinopteri; Syngnathiformes; Syngnathidae. Gene Ontology annotation, cellular component: HULC complex.
CACAUGUAGCGAAGCUAGCCAGUUGUUUAGGGAGCUAAAGGAGGAAAAAAGGCUCCAAGCGGAACCAACACCGCUCUUGGGUACCGCGCGUCAAUCGCUGUAUGCUGCUGGCUUAGUUGACUUUUGUAUUUUUUAAUCACACUUUUCAAUAAUGUCCACCCCGGCGAGGAGACGACUUAUGAGAGAUUUUAAAAGACUUCAAGAGGACCCUCCCACCGGCGUGAGCGGCGCCCCUUCAGAGAACAACAUCAUGCUUUGGAACGCUGUUAUUUUUGGGCCUGUAGGCACACCUUUUGAAGAUGGAACAUUUAAGCUGCUGAUAGAGUUUUCAGAGGAGUACCCAAAUAAGCCUCCAACAGUUCGCUUUGUCUCCAGAAUGUUUCACCCCAAUGUGUAUGCAGAUGGAAGUAUAUGUUUAGACAUCCUCCAAAAUCGCUGGAGCCCCACAUACGACGUCUCGUCCAUCCUUACCUCCAUCCAGUCGUUGCUGGACGAGCCCAACCCCAACAGCCCCGCCAACAGCCAGGCGGCGCAGCUCUACCAGGAGAACAAGCGGGAGUACGAGAAGCGAGUGACGGCCAUCGUGGAGCAGAGCUGGGUGGACGUGUGAAGUCUUGUUCUCGCUCUCUUUCUCUCAACCUCCUCCCGUCAUCACCUCCCUCUUCCUCGUGUGUCCCCGGUGUGCGUGUGGAGAGCAGCAGCAAGUAUAUCACCAGACUCAAGUGCCACCCUGCAAAACAACUCCAAGAUCCGCCACGAACAUUAACUUGCUGAGGCAACAAGAGACGGGUGGGGGGGAUGAUCAAUCUUACGCUUUUGUUUCAUUUUACUUUGUUUUUAAUUGCAUGAUGUGAAAUAAGUUAUUGCUAACAGAACUUGUAAUAUAUCUUUGUUUGCUUGGAUCCAUGCUGUUCGUAGUUUUGCCGUCUGCUGCUGUGCACACCACUCCUUUGGAAAGAGCAGUUUCAUGACCAAAUCACCCCCACCCCAGCCUCACAAAAGAAAAAACCUGGAAAACAGGCCUUUUGAUUGGGUAUUGUCUUUUCUUCCCAGAAUAACAAAUCUUUCACAGUUUUAAAAACAGCACCAAGUCUCCAUGGUGCCAAUGAGUCACAACUUGGCACACUUCUCUUUUGGAGUUAUUCCUGCUCUGAGGUAGAAGACGCGUGUUGGAGGAAGACACGGCGAUGAGUCAGGCUAAGUUUGCAUUGUGGAUCCCAAGAUAGGCAAUGGGAGUUGUUUUUUUUUUUUUCUUCCUUUAAAUGAGCCUCAACGGCAGGUGUAGCAAGUGCAUGUGAAGGGGUUCCGUGUCUUGGGUGUACUCGCGGAGCCGUCGGCAGUUGAUCUUCUCUAAAGGCUUUUCUGCACAGAACAGAUGACACUUUAGCGGCUGCAAGUGACAGCAUGUCUUAAACGCGCGCCCCUUCUUGUACCCGAUACCCAAUGAAAAGGCGUUGUGACAAAAAUACACAUAUUCAACAGACAAAACUCAUGUGGCAAAUGAUUUAUUUCUCCCAAUCAACAGAAGGGAUAUGUUACAUUUUGUGUAUCAAAAAGAAAGUGUAUACUUAUAACAAUAUGCUGUAUAAACAUAAUAAAACACAUUUUUCAGACGUAAGGUUUUGUCCAAACUGAAUUCACGCUUGAUUUUAUUCUUUCAGGAAGCAACCAUUAAGUCAGUCAUGA